Molecule: messenger RNA, 4157 nt
Organism: Penaeus indicus
Lineage: Eukaryota; Metazoa; Arthropoda; Malacostraca; Decapoda; Penaeidae
Product: F-box only protein 9-like
Exons: 10
Coding region: 141-1787 (548 amino acids)
Biological process (GO): SCF-dependent proteasomal ubiquitin-dependent protein catabolic process
Cellular component (GO): cytoplasm; SCF ubiquitin ligase complex
Molecular function (GO): protein binding
Source: RefSeq, a predicted model, not a curated record
AAGGGAAUACCGCCCUUGACUUGAGUGUGAGGGCGCAGGGAACAUGGCAGCUGUGGUGAGGUCGCGGAUCUUCUUUUCCUGUGUUGUGCGCUUCUCCGACCGUGAAUCUAUUGCCUGAAUUGGCCAGCGAGCAGAUAAAUAUGGCUGACCCCGAAGAAUCUGCAGGAGCUGAUGAUGAUAUUGCUCUCGGUGACAUCACUGAGCAGACAAACACAUCCUGUAAUAGUGAUGCUCAGGAUCCAGAAGUUUUGCUUGAGUCUUUCCGCAAGGAAUGGCAGAGGGAACUGAAGGAGUGCGGGGGCAAAGGUCUUCAGCAGGCCUUGGCAAAGCCAUCCCCCACUGGAGGGCCUGCCAUAGGACCUCCAGCAAGAUCUCAAGUGGCACAGAAGCCCCCAAGAUCACAGAAACCUGUUACCCCAGUCCAUGGAAACUCUGGGCUCCUGCAAGGGACACUUAGCAAAGAUGAAGGAGGAGGAGAAGGAGAAGGAGGAGGAGGAGGAGGAGGAGGAGUAGGAGUAGGAGAAGGAGGAGGAGGCAGUGGAGAGGUAGAGGGAAGUGAGGGCAGUGUUAGUGAGAAUAACAACAGCAGUGAAAUUGGUAACAAUUUGAGCAAUAGCAAUAUGGGAAACAGUCAUGACACAAGCAAUGGCACUUUGAAUGCUACUGAAGGUCCUAAAGAAGACACCAGGUCAGAUGUGGAGAUUAAGGCUACAGAACUGUUCAACAAAGCAGUUGAGCUUGAACAGAGUGGAUGUUUGUAUGAAGCCAUCCAGUUCUACAGGCGAGCCAUGACGCUUGUGCCUGACAUAGAGUUUAGGGCACACCGCCACAACAUGCUAGAGAGGCCAGAGGGCAUCCGUUGCAUUUGCUCUGAGACUGAGGGAGAGGAGACUGGUAAUGAAGAUGUUUUGGAUGAAGAAGACCUUCAGGAUCUCACUGCCCGCUUCCAGUUGCUCAUGGCUCCGGCACAGGCUAUGUGUUCCCCGCAGUUUGAGCAAGAGGCCGCACACAUUUCAUGUCUGCCGCCAGAGAUGUUGGACCGCAUAAUGAGAUGGGUUGUUGGUAACGACUUGGACAUCCGCUCCCUGGAACAGGUGUCUCGUGUGUGUCACGGAUUCUACCUGAUAGCUAGGAAUCCUGAGAUCUGGCACAAAGCUUGCGUCAAGAUCUGGGGAAUCAACACAGGCACCCCAGGAGUAUAUGGAUCAUGGAGGCAGAUGUUCAUACACAGGCCUCAUCCACGGUUCAACGGUUGUUACAUCUCCCGGACAACCUAUUUCCGUUGUGGUGCAAGCAACUUCCGGGAUGCAAAUUACCAGCCCUGGCAUGUGGUCCAGUACUAUCGAUAUGUGAGGUUCUUCCCUGAUGGGUCUGUGAGCAUGUUGACUACUCCAGACGAACCAGUGUCUGUUGUUUCACACUUACGAACAAAAGAACCGAGGAACUUACAGGUUGUGAAAGGCAUGUACCGUUUCCAUGGACCAAAUGUAUCUCUUGUGUUGAGGCGGCAGUCUCGGGAGAUGCGCAACCGCAGAAAGGGGCGGAGGCACCUGGGAGGAACCACAGAUGUUGCAGAAACCACCUUCCAGAUUGAGUUUGAAAUAAGACCUGUCAAACAGAGGCCUCACUGGCAGCUUGUAUGGCGCAACUACACAAUAACAUCAACGUUCUAUGAUGGUAAACAGAACACGUCUCAGAUUGAGGUUAAUGACACCAACAAUUUUCCACCUUUAUCCUUCUCGCGUGUGAAGAGCUAUACCACGGACAGCGAAAAGCCUCUCGUGUGAGAUGGAUUGAAGAAUUUUUGAAGAAGUUAGUUUUCCAUUCUUACAAGAUUCAUAUUAUCCUGAUGGAGAAACUACAUAAAAUUAUAGGAUGUUGACCAAUAGGCAAUAAAACACAAUAGGCAGGAAAAUAUAAGAAUGAUGAGGAUUUUUGUUUGAGUAGAAAAUAAUGAUGGUUUUUAUUUCUAAAAGAAGAAAACUUAUUUUCAUUAAAGAACACGCACACGCACACGCACACGCACACGCACACACACACAUAUGUACACAUAUGUACACAUUUAUGUAGACACAUACUAUGGGGAUACAGAGGAUUUAUUUGAUUUUGAAUGUUGAAUGUUGAUACAAGAAAACAGAUGUUGAGGGAUUAGAUAAUAAAAUCAAGAUCAGAGAAAAACUAAGUAGGAGUUAGUGAAUGAAUAAGUGAUCGUGUAUGUAUGUAUGUUUGUUUGCUUCUGCUUGUGCUUUUAUGGGGGGAGGACACACGAGCAUGUAUAUACACAAAUCAUAGACAAGGAAAGAACAUGGAAUGAAGUUGGAUAUGUAGGAAAGUUGUAGUUAGAAGAGCUUGGGGUACUAUAGUGUAAGAAGAAGGCUUUUAUUUGCAUUGAGUGUGGUUUUGAACACAGUUUUUCAUUUUUUAUUUAUUUAUUCAUUAUUUUUUUUAUGAAUAAAUACAACAAUGAAUGUAUUAGAGAAAGAGUGAGAGCAAGUUAACCAGAGUUUGUUAGUAUGCCUCUGUAUUACCACUCAUUUUCACACUACAUGCCCCAAAAUCCUUAAAGAGAGGAAUUAAGGUUUACUUAAAUCGUAAAAGUUCGCAUUAUUCUGUCUCUUGUCGUUUCUGCGAUUCUGUGCUUUAUGGGAAAAAAGAAAAAAAGUUGUUGAUUUCUUAUGAUUUGAAGAGAAUAAUUUUUUUGCAAGUUUGGAUUUUUAUUGUGCAAAUAUAGAUCAACAUUUGUUUGGAAUGUUCUUUUGUACCAUUGGGAAAAAAGUAAUUUUUCUUUGAUAGCCAAUAUAAUUGCCUUGUAUUGUAAGUUGGAUUCUGAGUAUGAAUUUUAUGUAUAGAGGUAUUUCUGUUUUAUUCUCAAGAAGAAGAAAAAUCAGUAGUAAUGCUGAAUUAGUUAUGAUGGAGCAUAACAUUUUAUAUGUAAUGGAAUGAGUACUUCAGUUUUCCCCCCAUCUUUUUUUGCAUUCUCUUUUUUUCCUCUUCUUGAUUUGCAGUUGUUUAACAGCCAAGGCUCAAACUGCCUUUUAUUGAUUCUCAAAAUUAAGUAGAUCUCGAACUUGAUGAUUUAGCAUCAUGUGCAAGCAGUCCUUUAUUUGACAGCAUCAAUUCGCCUUUGCUCUCCUUCACAUUAUUAAGGUUGAUGGUUGUACAGAAGUCUCCUUCUGUGACUCUGUAACCCCUGUAACGUUUCUGUAAUCAACACUUCUAUGGUUAAUGAAUUGCAAGUGAUUGUAGGUCUCACUGACUGUGAACUGGUACAAAUUAAUGUGCAGCAUUUCAUUUGCCAUGGUUGAAGUUUGUGUGCAUCUUUUGUUACUGUGUGAAGUUGAUGUUGUUGAUGAACUCUUCAUAUAACAAUUGUAACCUAGUAAACUUGAGAUUUUUGUAGUAUGUGUAGUAUCAGUCACAAAGUAAUGAUGUCAUCAGUAGAUUAAUGGUGGGGUUUUCUUUGAGACACUGUACUUGUUUCAUUCCCUGUGUACCCCUUUUCUUGUUCACUUGAAGCAGCAAAAAAGGAAAAAUGGAAAUGUCAGUACUUUAAAAAGUAUUUCAUUUUCCUAUAUCUUUCCUCUUCUUUUUUUUUUUCAUUGCUUCUUCCUAACCACUCCUUCUUUGGUAGAAACUUCACACUGAAUACAAUGCUUAAUAACUGAGUGAGAUGCAGAGUUUGUCAGGUUUUCAUAUAUUCCCCCACACAGUUUUGUAUUUUGCUGCACAAGCUUACUAUGAACAUCAUAUCUAUGCACAUAAGUUCAACUCACAAUGACUAUUUUAUGUCUUAUACUAUGUAGCGAGAGAACAGGCGAAAAGGUAUUCUUCAAGAAGAGGAAUUUUUUACCUUAACCCAAGAAAAUAGAAAAAUAUAUUUUGAGUUUUACUAAAAGUGUGUAGUUUAGGUAUGUAUCUGGGAGAACACAAUUGUGUAAUGUAUAUGAGUUUUUUUUUAGUUUACAGUAAAUGUGAUAUGUACAUUUAAAUUACUCCUCUAAAAGGUUGUCUUAAGAUAUAAUCUGAAGGAUUUAACUAUUUUUCUGAUGCAAAUGUUUGUUUUGUUUUAAUAAUUGUAUAUGGAAUAUGAGCAUUUUAUUAUGUACUUGUACAAAUUGGAAUGUUGAUUAUUGUUGGAAAAUAAAUAUUAGAUCUUA